AUGCUUCAACCCACGAUUGCCUUGUCUAUGACAGAGGCAGAGUACAUGACAGCAGUUGAGACUGCAAAGGAGGCGAUCCGGUCGACUGGUUUGGAUCAUGAGUUGGGGGUGGAGCAAGAAGAGUCUCAGGGAUGGAGGGAUAACCUCCCUCCUGGUCCCUUGAAUUUGCCUAUGAUCGGAAGCUUACACCGCCUUGGCAGUGCGCCACACUUGUUGCUCGCCGAGCUUGCCCGUCAACAUGGCCCCAUCAUUUACGUCCGCCUCGGUGAGCUCCCAACCUGCGUGUUAUCGUCCGCUGAGAUGGCAAAAGAGGCACUCAAGAUGCAUGAUGCCGCUCUCGCGAGCCGACGGACACUCUGUGCAACACAGCAACUGUUCUAUGGGUCCACUGACAUUGCAUUCGCGCCCUAUGGCCCUUAUUGGAGGCAGGACAUGUUUGCCACCGGUACAGACACAACAUUCAUAACCCUCGACUGGGGCAUGACAGAGCUCAUUAGGAAUCCAAGGGCAAUGAAGAAAGCCCAAGACCACAUUAGGAGCAAAAUUGGACACAAAGAACAAAUCGAGGAGAGCGAUUUGCAAGAACUAGAUUAUUUAAGAGCUGUAGUAAAAGAGAUCUUUCGGUUACACCCAGCUGCCCCGGUGUUGCUUCCUCAUUUAUCCAUGGAAGAUGUGAAGAUAGGUGAGUACAAUAUUCCCGCAAAAAUCCAAUUCUUUGUCAAUGUCUGGGCAAUCGGAAGAAAUCCCAAAUCUUGGGAUAACCCUGAAGAGUUUUGCCCUGAGCGAUUUAUGAAUAGUUUGAUUGAUUUUAAGGGCCAAGACUAUGAGUUGUUACCAUUUGGUGUUGGUCGUCAGAGUUGCCCUGCCAUUACAUUUGGGGCAGCCACAGUGGAGCUUGCCUUUGCUAAUCUCCUCUACCACUUCAACUGGGAGCUACCCCCCGGGGUGAGACCAGAAGAAUUCGACUUGACAGAAGUACUUGGUAUAACAAUGCAUAGGAAAGAACACUUAGUUGUCGUUGCCAAACCAUAUAACUGAUCGAUGAGCAUAACUUCUGUUUUUCAGUUGUGAUGUGCCUAUUGAAGUUUUAUUGAUGGUCAGGGGGUAACAAGUGCAAAUUGUGCGGACCAUACUGCCAUCCAUUUGCUGGGGAAGGAUAAUUAGGAACAGAGUCACAUUCGUUGGAGCAUGUUAUUAGAGGUUAGGUAAAGGAACAUAGUUCCUUUCAGAUUUCCCGUUGGAUUUCUGUAAACUUUUCAUGCUUGGGUAUCUUGGAAUUCAUGUGUGAUAUAAUAUUCAAAUAGCUAUAUGUGCUGUUAUUUAAGUGUA
This is a messenger RNA of Amborella trichopoda, 1329 nucleotides long. Its product is annotated as cytochrome P450 71AP13. NCBI's taxonomy places the organism in Eukaryota, Viridiplantae, Streptophyta, Magnoliopsida, Amborellales, Amborellaceae. The record is from RefSeq and is a predicted model, not a curated record. Gene Ontology annotation, molecular function: iron ion binding; oxidoreductase activity, acting on paired donors, with incorporation or reduction of molecular oxygen; monooxygenase activity.